Messenger RNA from Manduca sexta (tobacco hornworm), 7110 nucleotides. It is a transcript of the gene Tkz, whose product is annotated as discoidin domain-containing receptor 2. Gene Ontology annotation, cellular component: signaling receptor complex. Lineage: Eukaryota; Metazoa; Arthropoda; Insecta; Lepidoptera; Sphingidae. The transcript has 15 exons. Gene Ontology annotation, molecular function: protein tyrosine kinase collagen receptor activity; ATP binding; collagen binding. The record is from RefSeq and is a predicted model, not a curated record. Gene Ontology annotation, biological process: protein phosphorylation; cell surface receptor protein tyrosine kinase signaling pathway; multicellular organism development. Bases 283 to 2898 code for a protein of 871 amino acids.
GCGCACUUCAAUGCAUUCAAAGGGCCCUAUUGCUUGGUUGCCUCGGUGGUGUUCCGAUAAUUUGAACAUUUACACAAAAAUUUAAAUGAAAUGUUUUAGAAUGGUCGUUAAUUAUUUGAUUUGUGUUUAAUACUUGAGUGUUGCUAUAAGUUAUGGCGAGUGUUUUAAUCGGUGUAAGGACGAAGUUAUGUUAAUUUACUGUCCAUGUAACCGGGUUCCACCUAUGUACCUGCCUCUUGAAGAAUUGAGGCGUCGGUAGAAUGGUGAAGUGAGCGUGGCGAGAUGGUGCCGUGUGUGGUAGCGUUGCUGCUGCUUGUGGAGACCACGCUACUUCGCGCACUCGACAUAUCCCAAUGUAUCGCCCCUCUUGGCAUGGAGAGCGGGCUGAUUCCAGAUAAGGACGUCAGCGCUAGCUCCUGUUACAACGACGGCAACGUGGCACCUCAAAAUGGAAGGUUGAACCAGGAGAUAAAGGGCGGCGCUUGGUGUCCUCAGUCACAGAUCACGACCGAGUCGACCGAGUGGCUAGAGAUCGACCUGCACUCGGUGCACGUGAUCACCGCCGCCGGCACGCAGGGCCGCUUCGGCAACGGCCAGGGCCAGGAGUAUACCGAGGCGUACGUCAUCGAAUACUGGCGGCCCAAGCUCGGCAAGUGGGUGCGAUACAGGACCAUCGAUGGACAAGAGAUCUUGCCCGGCAACACGAACACCUAUCUAGAGAAGAAGAAUCACUUAGAGCCGCCGAUCUGGGCGUCGAAGAUUCGCUUCAUCCCGUACAGUUCGCAUCGACGGACCGUCUGUAUGCGUGUGGAGAUAUAUGGCUGUUAUUGGAGUGUGGGUAUCGUGUCGUACUCGAUGCCGAAAGGCAACAAGCGCAGCAACGGCGUGGAGCUGACGGACAUGAUAUACGACGGCGUGUGGGGCGAGGAGCUGCGCGGCGGGCUCGGGCAGCUCGUCGACGGCCAGUUCGGCAGCGACGAGAUCAGGGAGGCCGCCAAGAAGUCCGCCUGGGUCGGCUGGCGGAACGACUCGCGCCCCGCGCCGCCCGUCAUCACUUUCGAGUUCGACAAAGUUCGCGAGUUCAGCGCGGUGCAUCUGUACUGCAAUAAUAAGUUCAUGCGAGACGUGCAGGUGUUCUCGGAGGCGGUAAUAUCGUUCUCGAUAGGCGGUCGUCACUUCCAAGACGAGCCGAUCCACUACACGCACGCGAGCGACAACAUAUUCGAGAGCGCGCGCAACGUGAGCAUCAAGCUGCACCACCGCAUCGGCAAGUGGGUGCGCAUUGAGUUGAGCUUCGCCGCGCGCUGGAUACUCAUCAGCGAGGUCGUGUUUGAUUCCGAUGUCGCACAAGGCAACUACACGCCGGAGAGCUUGAAGCCAGCGCUCGGCAAAGACAAAACGAAGUUGACUUUGAGUAAGGACGUGCCAGUGUCGCCCGCCCACCAAGAAGAUCUGUUAUACGUCGCGAUCGCAGUGGGGGUGUUGACAGCCCUAGUCAUCCUACUGGGCGUCGCCGUGUUCUUAGUCGUCCACAGACAUAGACACAGGAAGUGCUUCGCGUCACCUCUAGCCAAGUCCACCAUUUCCCAGAAGAGGACAGUGGACAACUACAGCGGCUGCGGCACGUCGAUGCUACCUGAAAACAAAAUGAUAAUAGACUGCGCUUUAGAUGUUAAGUCGGACGAGUACCAGGAGCCGUACCAGGCUCUCAAGUGUGCGCCGUAUUUUAGUUAUAGUACUGUACUGCUCGAGAUGAAAGACUUUGUUAAGGACUCCAACACUGCCCUGUCAGACAGCUCGAACUACGACUACGCAGUGCCUGAGCUGAGCUCGGCGCCGCUGCUGACUAAGCGGCGCAUGGACUCGGUGUCGGAGCGCGCGGACCUCGCCGACCACGUCGACGCCUUGCCCGAGUUCGGCACCAGGCGCUCCGGCAGCUCGCUGCGGUCCAAGCAUAGUGCUAGAUCGCCAAGCCAACAAGAGAUUUUUAUAGACUUGAAGAGACGUCUCGAGACCACGAAUGUGAUAGAGUUCCCGAGACACAGACUGAGGAUGAUCUCUAAGCUAGCGGAGGGUGCUUUUGGCACAGUGUAUGUGGCGGAGGCGGACGGCGUGCCUGAGUACAACGGGACCAUUACAUCGGAGAAAAGACUCGUCGCGGUGAAGUUCUUGUGCCACGACGCCACACUCAAGGAGAGGUAUAUAAUGGAGGAGUUUGAGCGCGACGUCCGCAUAUUAGCCGCGUUGUCGUCCCCCCACCUGGCCCGGGUGCUCGGGGCGUGCCGGUCGCCGCCCCUGGCCGUGGUGCUCGAGUACCUGGAGCUAGGCGACCUCUGCGCGUUCCUGAGGACCGCCUCACCCCCCUCGACUCCCACUCUACUCCACAUCGCAACGCAGAUAGCCGCCGGCAUGCAGUACCUUGAGUCGUUGAACUUCGUUCACAGAGAUCUGGCUGCUAGGAACUGCCUGAUCGGCAAAGCGUAUCAAGUAAAGAUCAGCGACUUUGGCACGGACAACGAAGCGUACGCGUGCGAUUAUUACAAGGCUGAUGGUCGCAUCCCGCUGCCCCUGCGCUGGGCGGCGUGUGAGUCGGUGCUGCGCGGCAAGUAUACGACCAAGAGCGACGUGUGGGCGUUCGCGGUGACGCUGCAUGAGAUAUUCACGCUCUGCCGCCGCCGCCCCUACGAGCACUUCACUGACGCUGAGGUAUUGGAGAACCUGUCGCACUUACAAGCGGACGACGGUCUGUUCGAGUGCAUCGACCGGUCGCCCGGGUGUCCGCGCGACGUAUACGAGUUGAUGUGCGAGUGCUGGCGACGAGAGGAGCUGGAGCGGCCAAGCUUUGCGCAGGCGCACCUGUUCCUGCAGCGCAAGGGGCUCGGGUACGCGGGCACGUGAUGCCGGCGCGCGCGGCCGCAUCCCGGCCUCGACUAGCGCGCGAUCUCGUGCUCCGUUCAAUGCCAACAUGAUAUGAUCACCAGAUUUUAAUUAUUUUUGAUCUUAUUGGCGGGGUAACAAUAAGAACGCAAUACAGUGCUAAAUAUACUACAGGAUAGACACGUUGAACAACGGCGCGGAUGUUAUUGCCGCAUGCCUUUUACCACCAGUGAUUCACCAGGGUAACGGGUCAUGCGCAUUAUGAUAAUUGACAAAUAAUACAUAUUAAGCGAUUAUGUUUACAUUAAUUGUGUGUAAUUAAUGUAAACAUUUUGUCAUGUUCCGCAAUACCUGAUACUCUCACGCGUAUCCAAUGUAGUUUACGAUACUUGUUGAGCGUCGUAUAUUGCGUCUCAAUUGUUACAUUAUUAAAAAGUUGCUUUAUUUUUAUAAUUUUUAUGUGCUGGUGAAGUAAUUAUGUAAUUCAGUUUCCCGUCGAUUAUAUUACAUGUUAUAAUUUAUGCUAUUGUUAAAUGAUCCAAAUCAUUACGUCAUGUAUCAAUGAAAAUGCAUUGUACGGUGCACAUGCACAAUGGGCGUGGCGUAGCGAAUACUAGACCCGAUGUGAUGCGUCGUGAUAUAUUUGUGUGUCGCGGCGUGUUCUGGCAGCACGCUGCACGCUGCACGCGGCACGCUGGCGGCGCGAUGUUCCAUACGGACGCGUAGGGUUUUUUGUACUUAAUUCUAGAUAGAUCGCUUCACCUCCCCGGUCGGCUUUAUGCACAGCUUCUGUCGGACUGUUUGAUGGCGUAUUGGCGCGUUCGCCUUUAGAUGGAACGUGUUCGUAUGGAAUAUUGCUCGCCAUUUUUUUGUAGAAACGACUGUGCUCUGUACGUCGAUGUAACUGUAGGUACGUUUAGAUGUUAAACUAUUGGUAUUCGAGGUUCAGGCACUAAAAUAAACUUGUAAGUAAAGUAAAAUAGUAUAGAGAAAAGUAGAUAUUCGAAAUCUCUAAACCCUGCGUCCUCCAUAGUACCGUUAUCUAUAUUGAUGGCAGCUUCAAUUAGUCGUUAAGAAAUAUCUUAAACUGUGUAGUCAGAAAUAGAAAAGGUGCAGUUGCGGCGUACAGAGCGCAGUGGAUAUUAUAAUAGUGAUAUGAAGAUGGCCGCUCACUUGCGACUUUACCAGCGCGACUUUAACACGAAAUUGUAUGGUCAUUGUUUAAAUUAAAUGAAUGUACAUAGAUUUAUGUUUCACAGUUUGUCUACGAGCAUACCAGUAGAAUAAAAAAAUAUCGUUUACCUGGUGUAGUCAACGAAGUAAAUUUUCACGGCCGCUUAAACAGUAUGUUGUAAUAGUUUGCGACAUUCGGCUACCGCGUCACGCGAUAGCAUCGUAAGUGAGUCGCCACCUGAGCGUAUUGUAACUCGUAACAUGUGAGCUACGUAUAAUAGACAUAAGCGUCCCGAUCUUCCUUCGCUCCCUCCUGUGACGUCAUGAUUCCACGUGCUACACCUGACCGGCUCGGGUGCACUCGUCUACUCUACAAGCAAUAAGCUAAUGCCUUACACACACUGAACCUCAUUACGAUAUAGGAAUGUUAGUCACACGACUAAGAUAUCCAUUUUAAUAGAUGUAGAUGCUAGAUUAUUUCCUAGUGUUGGAUUGAAGUUUUCGUUUCGGGUUUGAUAUUUUAUUGCAGAUUGUACAGUCGACUAUCGCGUGUAAUAUUGACACCUGCACGAAUCUUAAUUUUAUAUUUGCAUUGAUUAAUCACGGGCAGAUGAAACAUUUGCAGACGAAAUUGUUAUGAAAUUAAACUAUUCAGUGUUGUUGCGAGAACUUCACUCCAGCACGAAAUCUGUAUUUUCAUUGUGGUUAUGUAAGUUAAGGAAAAGAUCGACUGAUAUUUUAUCGACAAUGUUUUACAUUCUACAUUAUUUUUCUAGCCAAAUUAUAUGAUUGAUGCAUCGCGAGUGAUGCGUCGUAAGCACUGUUUCUCGCACAAUUCUUCUUAGUCAUAUCAUUGGGGGUGUAGUGUGUGAAAUCGCUUAAUAGGUAAAGUUACCAAACUUGAUAGUUAGUCAUUUAUUUUCCUACAUUUCACGACCCCGUACUUAGUACCUAAUAAUUAUAUGAUAGGAAUAUUAUAGUAUUUAGGGAUGCAUCUGAAACGAAUAAUAAGAAUAUUAGUAGUGUUCAUAGUUGAAAUUGUCUAUUUUCCGUAGUUUGCUAUGUUGAGGUUGUGGCGGGAGGGAUAUUCCGACAAUAUUGUAUCAGUGCGAUUAGAUAGCGCGAAUUUGGUCUCUUGUCGCUAGAGCGUUAGGAUACAUACACUUGUGUGGUUCAUAUUUAUUCAUCGCGGCCUAGGACUUACGAACAUUUACUUUCAUUACACCGAAUAAUGUAUUAAGAGCUAUAUAUUUAUAAAUUAAAUUUCUAAAUCAUGUUUUCUAAAAUAUUAUUUAUAAUCAGAAAUUAAAAAUAUAUCUUUAAUCUAUAUACUUUAUUUAAAUGUGAAAAUUAGAGACUAUAAUGAUAAUGGCCCCAAUGUGAUUUAACAGUAAAGUAGCAUAUUAAGCUGAUUUUUGUAUCUCGAUGAUAUUUUCAUUUGAGGGUACCUAUUUAUAAUGCAUUAUAUUAUGAUGUAAAAUGAUUUUACGCUAUAGUGCCGAAGUAUAAUUUGAAGUCAUAAGAAAGCAUUAUAAUACAUAAAUUAAACACAAAAACAAAUGGAAUCUAUUAUAUACCGUCUCCUACUGUAUAAAAUAAUAUGGCAUGUAGUCGCAUAAAUAAAAUUACCUAGACCUGUAUUGACAAUAACAUUGUUUUUAUACAAUAUAGCGUAUUUCAAACCAGAUAUAGUAGUUAUUGAGACAACGUGAUGGAAUGCAAUAAUUUCGUUGUAUUGUUCGACUGAUUUAAGAGAAGUUUUAUUUACCACUUUCCAUACUUUAUCCAAAGACUGUAACACGUACGACGAAGUAAUUAAGUUGAUUAUACAGACAAGCAAUGCGUAGACAGCGUAUGUAUCCGAACGUGAGCUUUAUAGUGUUAUGUAUAGGUCUUAUGUUCCCACUCGUGGACCGAAACGUACGGCUUAAUAUACGAGCCUAAUAAUGUAAGCACUUUUAGAUUUAAGCGAGCUGUUUUGUUUGCAAAGUGGACUUUGAAACACUGUCGCGUCGCGCACUCACUGUAAAAGUAAAUUUAUUUAACUGAGAAAGCGUGCACCGUUCGUGUAUUAGCAAGUGAAUGCGCGGCGCGUAUGUCACAGCGUCAAUGAUACCGCUUCUAAUACGACUGAUGUCUGUCGAUACGCACAAGGGUACGGCCACAACGCACCGUGGACUACUCCACAGGCCCUAAACAUUAAUAUUAUAUCUACGAAUAUUUGUAUUAAGUCAGUUAUAUUGACACAUUUGAUCAUUCUUUUAACGUGCCGUGGAGAUUAUCCGAAAUCUGUACAUAGUGGUGUACCGUAGCAAAUACAGAUAUAAUUAUCAUAAUUCAUAGAGCAAAAAUCAUAAAAUACCUACUUAUGAUGGCUGGUAGUGUUUAUAAAGGAUAGUAAGGCUGGACUUGUGUUGUUCGCGCUGUGACGUAGUCGUGUAACACUGAGGAACCAAUGUUAUAUAAGCUAAUUAAAUAAUUAGAAGUUUAAUUAUUUUCUAAGAGACGUAGAGCAUCUCUAUGAACAAUAAGUAUGCAUUUACUUUGGUGAUUGUCGCCUUAUUACUCUUCGUUAUAUCGUCUAGUGUUUAGUGAAUAGAUGAGAGAAAGAGUAGUUUUGUAAUGAGUUCUCAUUCCCUCAUAUUGCAUUAUCGUUAGUGAGUAAAUUUAGGCACUAAUAAUAUUUAAUAAUAAUAAUGUACAAUAAAACACCCUCUCUGCCUUAGUGACGCUAUUCUUACCCUAAUGCUACGAACGAAAUAUCAAUUUAUAACGAAAUUAUAAUGUAUGUUGUAAAUACGAAUUCUUAUGGCUGACGUGUCAUAAUUACAUAUAUCGAGCACUAUGGAAAACUUAAAUUCCUAACAAUGGUCCAAACUUCACUUGCUUUUUUAUUUGUACUAUACGAUUAUACAACUUCUAUUUAGAUAAAGAAAUAAUGUUAAACUUAGUCUAGAAAUACAACUUAUGCUUUAAUUUUAUUUUAUAGAUGUAAAACAUGUAUUUGUCUAAAUGCUUAAUUUUCAUAAUCAAAGUUUUAUGAAAAAGAUUGAUACCAAA